Messenger RNA from Dipodomys spectabilis (banner-tailed kangaroo rat), 4780 nucleotides. RefSeq names its product ubinuclein 2 (gene Ubn2). Gene Ontology annotation, cellular component: nucleus. Lineage: Eukaryota; Metazoa; Chordata; Mammalia; Rodentia; Heteromyidae. The coding region runs from base 511 to 4485 and encodes 1324 amino acids. The transcript has 17 exons. The record is from RefSeq and is a predicted model, not a curated record.
CGGGAGAGCCGGUGGCGCGCCCCGGCUUCCGGGUGCCAAUAGGAAGCCACACGGGAAACCCCAGACCCCUCCCUCGCAGGGAAAAAAAAAAAAAAGCGCAGACGGCGUCUCCGUCUCCACAGUAACAGGCCGUGGCGUGACGUCACUUCCGCCGGCCGGCCUGGACUCCGGGCUGUAGAGAGGAAAAGAGGAAAACUGAGCAACAGCCACGACUGUGGACGCGAGCGUCUCCGGUGUGCGCAUGCGCCCGCUCAGCGGCCUGCUUCUAUUUAUGUGGGGGUUCCAACAUGGCGGCUGCGGCGACCCUAGCGAUGGCGGUGGAGCCCACCAGAACAUAGUAGCGGGGAAGGGGACACGGUCCGCACUCACGGUGGCGCCGGCGGAGACGGCUGAGGGUGGAGGAGGGAAGAAGAGCGACGGAGAGCAAGCGGAAGGGCGGACGGGUCGCGCGCAGCACGGCGAGGAAGCGAGCGCCGGCCGGAGCGCGAGCGGAGGGCCAGAACAGUGGGGAUGGCGGAGCCGCGCAGGGUAGCGUUCAUUAGCCUGUCACCGGUGCGGCGGCGCGAGCCCGAGUUCCCGGGGGCCGAGCGCGAGCCCGAGCCGCCCCGCGAGCCCCCCCGGCCCGAGCCGCAGCCGUUCCGCGAGCCGGCCCGGGCGGAGCCGGCCCCCCGCCCGGACGCGCAGCCCCCGCCGCGGGAGAAGCCGCUCCCCCAGCGCGAGGUCAGCCGCGCCGAGCCGCCCAUGUCGCUGCAGCGGGAGCCGCCGCGGCCGGAGCCGCCGCCGCCGCCGCCGCCGCCGCUGCCCUUGCAGCCGCCUCCGCCGCGGGAGCCGGCCUCCCGGGCCGAGCGGCCGCCGCGGCCGCCCAGGGAGACGGUGCGGCUGGAGCUGGAGCUCAAGGACCCCACGGACGAGAGCUGCGUGGAGUUCAGUUACCCGGAGCUGCUGCUGUGCGGAGAACAACGGAAGAAGUUUGUUCAGACAGAAGACCCAUUUAAUGAUGAGCAACAAGAGAGGAAAGAAGUGGAAAUGUUGGCUAAGAAAUUUGAAAUGAAAUAUGGUGGAAAACCCCGUAAACACCGGAAGGAUCGGCUACAAGAUUUAAUUGAUAUAGGCUUUGGCUAUGAUGAGACAGAUCCAUUUAUUGAUAACUCAGAAGCUUAUGAUGAAUUAGUUCCUGCUUCUCUAACAACAAAAUAUGGAGGCUUUUAUAUCAAUACUGGCACUCUGCAGUUUCGCCAAGCUUCAGAUACUGAAGAAGAAGAUACUACAGACAACCAAAAGCACAAGCCACCCAAGGUUCCCAAAAUAAAAGAGGAUGAUAUUGAGACAAAGAAGCGGAAGCGGAAAGAGGAAGGAGAAAAGGAGAAGAAGCCAAGGAAAAAAGUACCCAAACAAAUGGGAGUUGUGGCUCUAAAUUCACACAAGGCUGAAAAAAAGAAGAAACGUUAUAAAGAUUCACUUUCUUUAGCUGCCAUGAUACGAAAAUUUCAAAAAGAGAAGGAUGAAUUAAAGGAGUCUAAUCCAAAAGUCCCAGUGACCUUAUCAACCUCCUCUCUGACCAAGUCCCCGUGUGCUGCCACAGCAUUGGGAAAUGAUGUCCCGGACUUAAAUCUGAGCAGCACUGAUCCAGACCUCCCCAUUUUUGUUAGCACAAAUGAACAUGAACUGUUUCAGGAAGCCGAAAAUGCCCUAGAGAUACUAGAUGACUUCGACUUUGACAGAUUCCUGGAUGCUGCUUCUGAUGAGAGUCCUCUCUCUGAGUCGGGGGGAGAAAAUGGAACCACCAUCCAGCCAACCUUUGCCUCUCAGGUUAUGCCUAAGGUGAUACCUACACUCCCAGAGGGUCUGCCUGUACUUCUUGAAAAACGCAUUGAGGACCUCCGUGUAGCUGCCAAACUUUUUGAUGAAGAAGGAAGAAAAAAAUUCUUUACACAGGAUAUGAAUAAUAUUCUUCUGGACAUUGAGUUACAGCUACAAGAGUUAGGCCCUGUCAUUCGUAGUGGUGUCUACUCUCAUCUUGAAGCGUUUGUGCCAUGCAAUAAAGAAACACUGGUAAAACGUCUGAAAAAGUUACAUCUCAAUGUCCAGGAUGAUCGCUUAAGAGAACCUCUGCAAAAACUGAAACUGGCUGUUAGCAAUGUCAUGCCUGAACAGCUAUUUAAAUACCAAGAGGACUGCCAGGCUCGUAGUCAAGCUAAGUGUGCCAAGUUACAAACAGAUGAAGAACGAGAAAGGAAUGGAUCUGAGGAAGAUGAUGAUGAGAAACCAGGGAAACGUGUUAUUGGACCAAGAAAGAAAUUCCACUGGGAUGACACCAUUAGAACUUUGUUGUGUAACCUGGUUAAGAUCAAGUUGGGAUGCUAUGAAUUAGAGCCAAAUAAAAGCCAGUCAGCUGAGGAUUAUCUUAAAUCAUUCAUGGAGACAGAGGUGAAGCCAUUGUGGCCUAAGGGCUGGAUGCAGGCGAGAAUGCUUUUUAAAGAAAGCCGGAGUGUACAUAAUCAUCUUACUUCUGCUCCGGCAAAGAAAAAAGUGAUUCCUGCAUCCAAACCCAAAGUAAAGGAGUGUAGUCCAAAAAAGGACUCAAAAGCACCUUCAUCCUUGGUGGCUUCAGUCAGUGGUCCUUCAUCCAGCUCCAGUGCUUCUGUUGUUGCUUCAACCAGCUCCAGCUCAACACCAGCUCAAGAAACCAUCUGCCUCGAUGACUCCCCAGAUGAAGACCUUUCUUUCCACUCGCCUUCACUGGAACUUGUUUCUGAAGCUUUGGCUGUCAUCAACAAUGGGAACAAGGGCACUGCAGUUGGCUCAAGGAUAAGCAUGCCAGGUACAAAACCUCGUCCAGGACUAAGAGAAGAAAAAUUAGCAACUAUCAUGAGUAAGCUGCCACUGGCAACUCCCAAAAAACUAGAUUCUACUCAGACCGCACAUUCAUCAAGUCUUAUUGCUGGUCACACAGGACCAGUACCAAAGAAACCCCAGGAUUUAGCUCAUACUGGCAUCUCUUCUGGCCUUAUUGCUGGUUCUUCAAUUCAGAACCCUAAAGUCUCCUUAGAACCGUUGCCAGCCAGGCUACUUCAACAAGGACUACAAAGGUCAAGCCAGAUUCAUGCUUCUUCCUCUUCGCAGUCUCAUACAUCCUCUUCUUCCCAAGCCCAAGUUGCUGCCUCCUCUCACACUCUGGGAACAUCAGAGGCCCAAGAUGCUUCUUCAUUAACACAAGUCACAAAGGCCCACCAGCACUCAGCUGUCCAGCAGAACUAUGUUUCUCCAUUACAGGCAACCAUUAGUAAGUCACAUACCAACCCAGUGGUGAAAUUAAGUAAUAAUCCCCAACUUUCCUGUUCAUCCCCACUACUGAAGACUUCAGAUAAGCCACUUAUGUACCGGCUCCCCUUAUCUACCCCCUCCCCUGGAAACGGUUCUCAGGGGUCUCUGGUUCCCCUGGUUUCUAGGACAGCACCAAGCACCACUACCUCUAGUAACUAUUUAGCCAAGGCUAUGGUGUCACAAAUCUCCACGCAGGGUUUCAAAUCCCCCUUCUCAAUGACUGCAUCCCCAAAACUUGCCGCAUCUCCCAAACCUGCCACAUCUCCCAAGCCCUUGCCCUCACCUAAGCCUUCUGCUUCACCCAAGCCCUCUCUGUCAGCCAAGCCUUCAGUGUCAUCUAAACUAAUUUCUAAAUCCAACCCAGCUCCCAAGCCUACAAUAUGCCCAAGUUCUUCCAAUCCAAAUACACUAGUAGCCCAGAGUAGCCACUCUACCAGUAACAACCCGGUCCAUAAACAGCCCACUGGAUUGAACAUCAGCAGACAGUCUCCCACCUUGAAUUUAAUGCCCUCUAAUCGCACUUCAAGCCUUCCGUCUACAAAAAAUCUUCAGGCCCCUUCUAAGCUAACAAACUCGUUAUCUACUGGAACUAUUGGGAAGAACAGCUUGAGUGGAAUUGCAAUGAAUGUACCUGCCAGCAGAGGUAGCAACCUUAACUCAAGCGGAGCUACUAGGACUAGUCUAUCUGGUGGAACAGGAAGUGGAAUACAGGGUGCUACUAAAUCGUUAUCUACUCCACAUAGACUGUCCUCUGCCUCAGGGUCUUCAGUGGUAACAGCCAGUGUGCAGUCCACAGCAGGAGCAUCAUUAUUGGCUAAUGCCUCACCUCUGACUCUCAUGACAUCACCUUUGUCUGUAACAAAUCAAAAUGUGACUCCUUUUGGGAUGCUGGGUGGCCUUGUUCCAGUGACCAUGCCCUUCCAGUUUCCCUUGGAGCUCCUUGGCUUUGGAACGGACACCGCUGGAGUGACAACCACCUCGGGAUCUACCUCAGCCGCUUUCCACCACAGCCUAACUCAGAAUUUACUAAAGGGUUUACAACCAGGAGCUCAGCAUGCAGCAACACUUUCCCACGCACCUCUGCCCACGCAUUUACAACAGGCAUUUAAUGAUGGAGGCCAAAGUAAAGCGGACACUAAGUUACCACGGAAAACUCAGUGACUUCCCAGCAAGCAGAGGGAAGUGUUCAACUGACUGAUGGGAUCUACCUGAUGGGAAAGUCCUUAUGUGGUCACAGGGCUGCUGUUUCUGUCGAUGUUUACAUUCUCGUCCCAAGCACUGUGGUGAGGAGGAAAAGGAAGGAAAACUACUUGAGCACGCCAGGUGCAGGAGGAAGAAAUGCUUUUGUGCAAAGUUAGUGACCUUUGGUCUCUUCUAAAGAAAGACAAAGUUACCAUGCUAACUGACUUGAAAGAGACUCAGCUGUCAAACCCACAGAAGUACAAAUUUGAUUCUA